AUGAUGACAACCUCUCAGUUCCAGGUCAAAGAGCACACCAUCCCGUGUCAAUCCAUUCGAGAGUAUCAUCAUGCAGUGAAAGGAGUCGACCCUCCAUUGCAGUUAGCAGUCAAGCAAUACAUUCCGCUCAACAACCUCAACCCUAGCCCAGAUGAUAUUACAAUCAUUGCUGGACAUGCCAAUGGAAUCCCCAAAGAGUGCUAUGAGCCCAUCUGGGAUGAUCUCCUCAGAUUGACCCACGUGAAAAUCAAGGCAAUCUGGAUGGCCGACUGUUCUCAUCAAGGGGCCAGCGGGGUGCUAAAUGAGCAAAUCCUCGGAGACGACCCAAACUGGUUCGAUCAUUCCCGAGAUCUCUUACUCAUGGUCAACCAUUUCCGAGACCAGAUCCAACCUCCGAUCGUAGGAGUCGCCCAUAGCUUCAGCUGCUCACAACUCGUGCAUUUAUCGAUCAUGCACCCCCGCCUUAUACACAGUCAUGUCUUCCUGGAGCCCAUGAUCCAAGUGGAAAGUCCCAGCCAGCCCGGGGGCCCCAGUCCCGCUCUGUGGACCAGCUCCCGCACCGAUGCGUGGCCCUCCCAGCAAGACGCGGAGACUCACAUUCGCAGGAACGCAUUCUGGCGCCGAUGGGAUCCGAGGGCAGUGAAUGCGUACAUUCGAUUCGGGCUGCGGCGCGUUCCAACGUCGUCCUCGGGAACCGUAAUACUCACGACUACCAAGGCGCAAGAGGCCUGGACGUAUCUGCGGUUCAAUCCCACCCCACACGCGGGUAGCGAUAUCAUGGAGCGUUUCUUAAAUCCCGAUCUCGCCGUUACGGCAAAGGAAGGGAAUAAUCACAACCCGAACUACGUAACUGUGUGCCCGUGGUCGUGCAUUGCGUUUGAGUUUCUACCGUACGUGCGGCCGUCAGUUUUGUUUGUCUUCGGGGAGAAGAGCCAUAUUAAUAUUCCUGCGCGGCGGCGGGAUAAACUCGAGCGUAUCGGGACGGGGCUGGGGGGCAGCGGAGGCGUGGCAGCCGGACGCGCACACGCCGAGGUCCUCCCAGGCUCGUCCCAUAUGGCGCCGCUGGAGAAGGUGCAGGAUACAGCGCGGCUGAUAUCGCUCUGGCUGGAGGCACAACUGGAACUGUACUUGAAAGAAAAAUUGUUUUGGGAAUGCCAGCAUGACAGCGGGAAGUCAGGACAGGACGGGAGGGUCCUAUCGGCACAGUGGAUGAAGUAUAUGAAGGAGCCAGUGGAUACUAAGCGGCCUGCAAAGCCUCAUUUAUAG
This is a messenger RNA of Aspergillus nomiae NRRL 13137, 1266 nucleotides long. RefSeq lists its product as uncharacterized. NCBI's taxonomy places the organism in Eukaryota, Fungi, Ascomycota, Eurotiomycetes, Eurotiales, Aspergillaceae. The record is from RefSeq and is a predicted model, not a curated record. The coding region runs from base 1 to 1266 and encodes 421 amino acids. The transcript has 3 exons.